This is a messenger RNA of Patiria miniata (bat star), 1431 nucleotides long. Its product is annotated as DPH3 homolog. The transcript is spliced from 3 exons. The record is from RefSeq and is a predicted model, not a curated record. Gene Ontology annotation, molecular function: metal ion binding. The coding region runs from base 108 to 353 and encodes 81 amino acids. Gene Ontology annotation, biological process: protein histidyl modification to diphthamide. NCBI's taxonomy places the organism in Eukaryota, Metazoa, Echinodermata, Asteroidea, Valvatida, Asterinidae.
AUCCUUUCCAGGCGCCAUAUUGUUGCGACAUUAUUUACAAAUUUAAAUGCCAGCACACGUGUGGUGAUGAGUGCAACUUAGUUCCAGUGAAACUGCAUAGUGCCAAAAUGACCGUUUAUCACGAUGAAAUCGAAAUCGAAGACUUCGAAUAUGAUGAGGAAACAGAGACCUACCACUACCCGUGUCCAUGUGGUGACAGAUUUGAAAUUACUAAGGAGGAGCUAAGUCAAGGAGAAGAUGUAGCAACCUGUCCAAGCUGCUCCCUCAUUGUCAAAGUAAUUUAUGACUUGGAGGACUUCAUGGAGGGAGAAGAGGUGGCGGCCCCAAGUCAGAAAGGACUCCAAGUUGCGUGACAGAAGGCCUCCGGGUUCCUGACUAUUUCAUCAUGUACAGUUUACUUAGGCAGCGUUGGUCUUUUACCCUAACCAUCCCAAAUCCUCCAAAAUCUUUUUUGCAAAUUGGAGGAAUUUACAGGAUUGAGGUUACAUGGCAAAAGUGCAUUGCUGAUCUCGGAGGACGCACUGGUGAAGUUCUUGGGCCAGACCUUGUGUAGUUUAUGCUCAUUCUUAGUCCUUGAUUAUACUUGAAAUCCUCUGCACUGCUCCAGGAUGUCACUGCCUAUGCAUCAACUUAUUGACAGUUGAUAGCCGGAGGAUUUUGCAGGAUUGAGACAGUGGUGACCCCUCUAAGGGCCACAUUCAAGAAAUAACGGAGGAUUUUGCAGGAUUGAGCCCAGCAGAAAUGCCUAGGGAGUUAGUUUAUGGGAACACCAGGUGGAAUACGUGCAUACUUCGGAAUGAAGUUUUUUGUGUUUGGGUUUUAACUGGUUCUCACUAGGCUUGAGCAAGUAUAAACAAGGUACUUUUAAGUUGAAAACACUUGCAAACACAGGGCAUUGCUAGCACCAUUCAUUUGUAUUUAAGGUCACAUUAAGUCAGGGGCUGAACAAUCAGCCACUGGGUACCCGAUCCCUAGAACUAGUCGAUAACACCAGCGCUCGGGUACUCGGGUACCCAGUUCCAAUGCACACUCCUAAUCUUGAUGCCAGGAAGGGAGGGGUAAGAAAACAUUUGAUGGAUGUACCAUAGACAUUUUGAGGGGGGGGGGACAUGAUAAGGUCACCAUUAGUUAAAGAGGUACCACACAACAUUGGUUUCUUUUAGAGUUAAAUUGUUUUGCACAGCUUUUAUUUGUCAACAUGCAUGUACAAUGUAAAUUUGUAUUAUAAUUUGUUUUAAGAAACUUUUAAAAACAUUUUAUUGCUUUAUUUGGCAUUUCUGAAAAAGAUAGCAAUAUGCACAAUUAAGGUUUUUAUUUGUCCAGUGUCGUUCAGUAAAAGUAAUUGAAUAAUUAAUUGUUGAAACAAAUGUCGAGUAAUAUUUCUGUGUAUAUGUAUUGUUCAAUAAAUUAAUGAUGAUGUGUUAACUCAAA